GCAAAUUAGAGCCUUUUCAUUCCAUGGCAUGGUGUGGGAAAACUGUGGUGGUGGAAGUUGCAAGGCUGCAACACGGCGACCUUGGGAUGCACGUGGACGCUUUGACUUUGGCGGUUUGCCUGGUGGAACCCCAGGGCCUGGUGGCUGCUUGGAAUGCAGCGCAUCCAGGAUGCAUGAUUGAACCGGGUGACCGCCUGGCCUCCGUGAACGGACUUUGUCAUCCCGAGGUGGUCAUGGAACAGCUGUCAGCAGAAUUUUCUUUGCGCAUCGUGGUGGAAAAGAAAGGCGGCUUUUCCGGAGCACUGGUGCCACAUUCCAAGUUUGCGGUCCAGUUGCACCGUUCCGGGGACGGGCCAUUGGGUUUUGGUUUCGAAGUGAACCCCGAGACACUGGAAGUGCUCAGUGUGGCGGAUGAUGGCCAAGUGGCUCAAUGGAACUUGUGGCACCCUUUUCGUGCCAUUGUGGUGGGAGAUCGCAUCGUUGAGAUCAACGGUGAGGUGCAUUCGGCUCGGUAUGAGGUGUUGAUGGAAUCCUUCCAGAUUGACAUGACGUUGCUUCGAGGCCAAGAAUCGGGAUCCAAGGGAUCCAAAGGCAACAGCCUGGCGAAGUACGGCACCUUCGGAGUGAGUUUAUCCACUUACACCGAGCCGGUGGGUUUCGGAGUGAGUUUCUCCACUUUGGAAGUUGAGAAGGUGGAGGCCACGGGAGCUGUACAGAAAUGGAAUGCCGCCAAUCCCAUCAACAAGUUGAGGAUGGGGGAUCGACUGGUGCAGGUGAAUGGCAAGGCAGACCCCAAAUCCAUCCUGGCCGAGUUGAAGGCUCAGAAGGAGUUGAAAUUGGUGGUGGCCCGUGCGGAGAGGCGGAUCGAUCAAAAUCGAUCGCUGUUGACAUUGAAGGAGUGUCAAGCAGCUUGGCCAAAAGAUCCAGAUCGAUGGCGCAGGAUGGUUCGGAUGGGCGGACCUGGACAAACCCAGGCUGGGGCCGCCCUGGCCACCGCUGGUCGCUUCGAGGUGGAGCUCCAGCGGCUGAAGGAUCAGCCCUGGGGCUUCGAGCUGGGCCCCGAUGCUCGGCUCACGCGUGUCGUGGAUGGUGGGCUGCUGGCGCGGUGGAAUUGGAGGCAUCCCUCCAGGGCAGUGGUUCAAGGGGAUCGGCUGAUGAUCAAUGGCUUGACUGAAAGCAAGGCGCUGCAGCAAUGCUUGAAACAAAGUCUGUGCAUCAGGCUGGCGGUUAUGCGCCAGGGUGCCAUGUCGACUUUUGGCAUCAAACUGGUCAAGACAGUCGAGAGAAAAUUGGGGCUCAAGUUGAGUGAAGAUGUGGAAGUCAUCGGGAUCGAUCCUGCAGGUGCCCUGGCCUUGUGGAAUGCAUCCCAUCCACUGCUGGAGGUCCAUUUGGGUGACCGCAUCCUGCAGGUGGGCGAGACAGCAACUCCCGAGCAGAUCUUCCGAAGUUUUCAGUGCAGCUCGGAGCUGGAUUUCCUGAUUGGUCGCUGUCCACGUCGCCUGGAUGCGGCCACCGGGCAGAUCCUGAGUCACAAGGAAUGUGAGGCCGGCUAUGGCAAGGAGGCUCCAGCCCGCUGGGCCGUCAUGCAGCUGGUGCCUGAUGCUCCGGAUCAAGUGCGGGAAGGUGCCGCGGAACGACAAUAUCUAGGAGCUGAGCAUGGAGAUGAGAAUGGGCCACUGCUGGCCAGCGAGUCCUUCUACAGGAGCUUGGUCGAUGUACACCCGGGUACUGUCCAACGGCGUCAGCCAAUGCUUCCGCCACCAUCAGGGGGCAUGGAGAUGCGCUCUGCCUUCAGCUGCCCAUGCUGCCAUCGGCUCUUCCAUGUUUUUUUGGAGGAUGGACGAUACCAUGCCCUGCCAGCCACUGGGGCCUUGGCUGGAAUGCAGGUGAAACCUUCUGAGGCUCUACCAGCGCCGGCGCAAAAGUCUAUAGUGGACCUUUGAGGCGAGCCCUGAGCGCAGAAGGACCUGCCCGACCUGCCCGACCUGCCCGGCCAACGGCUUCAAGGUGGAUAUUCAGCUGGGAACCCCUUUGCCGAUUCGAGGGUCGAAGAUGUGGAAGUGGAAGAUGAUCAAUCAUGGAUAUGGCUGGAUAUGGUCCUUAUGGUCCUUUGGAUUUGCGUGGCCCGACUUGAUGAUCCCACCGAGGAACAGAAUCUAAGAUGAUGCUUGCUGCAGUGGGCGCCGCAGCGCUCUGCCACUCCAGCCAAGAGACUUCCGAUGUUUACUGACGUGGUGGAGGUCGAAGACCAAUGCGUUUUUCUGUGAUUUGAUCCGAUUCGGUGAUCAAGGAUUAGCAGACCUGCCUGAUGAGUGAGUCAAAGUCUGAAA
Molecule: messenger RNA, 2330 nt
Organism: Cladocopium goreaui
Lineage: Eukaryota; Dinophyceae; Suessiales; Symbiodiniaceae
Source: the annotation of a GenBank genome assembly